GAAUUCCCCUUCCUAACCAUCUCACAAAUGCCUCCGGGUAUGAUUCGCCACUUUGGAAGCAUUGUCGCCUCAAAAUCGGCGUUACCAACUGUAGAUGAGGUGAAUGCUCGAAUCUGCAAGGCUCGGGCCGCGUUUACUAACUUGAGGCACCUAUGGCGUCAGAAUGGUUUAUCUCUGAAUCUGAAGGGACGUGUGUAUCAAGCUACAGUACGGGCUGUUUUGUUGUAUGGCUGUGAGACUUGGCCUAUUCGAGCAGCGGACCUGAGACGUCUUCAGGUGUUCGACAAUCGUUUUCUGAGAACCAUAGCUCGUGUGGGUUGGUGUCGGCGAAUCCGUAACGAGGCAGUUAGAGAGCGUGUUUUCGGUUGUGUAACGGGUACUUCCAUUGAAGAAUGUGUCCAGCACCAGAAGCUGCGUUGGUUGGGUCAUGUUUUACGCAUGCCGAAUCAUCGUUUACCGAAAAGAGUACUAUUUUCUAUACCCAAUUCGGAGUGGCGUAAACAGAGAGGUGGCCAACCCAUGACCUGGCAGAGGAGUAUGAAGGAGAUCACGAAACGCUUGGGUGUCGUCGGUGCUACUCGCCUUCCAGGAUGGGGACCGUGUGAUCCUCACUGUGCCUGGUUGGAUACACUACAAUAUAUGGCUGCCAACCGAUCUGAAAUCCAGUUCCGUGAUGCGUGGUGGCUGGAAUUACGCACAGAAGUGGCACAACACAUGUACAGCGUGUACUGUAACGCGGUCAUCGGCUACCGGGAGGAGUGUGCGAUAUACGAAGAUGUGUGUUCAAUAAACCGGUGCAUCGAACUGGAUCCAAUUUACGCACCUCUACGCCGGAGAGAUCAACAUCGCAACCGAAACACUCAAGGAGGACCGAACAAUGGAUUAAAAAACGAAGAAACAAGGAACUCCUCGGAAUUACCAUUUGAACCUUGCGCUACCGAGGAAUUGGAUAAUUCAGUUGUUUCGCCUGCUUCCUCUCCGUACCUUAUCAAAACCGACCGCAGGGACUCAGCCAGUACCGCGGUACCGUCUCCACCUGGGGACAGUAACACAACUCGGAAACAUACUGUUUGUCGAAGGAGCUCAAAACACAUUCCAGCUUCCUCCAAUCCUGAUUGUUCCAUAUGUCAUUUGGCCCGCUACCCGGAAACUGCAACCCGACAAGUGUCCUUUCAAUCGACACCCUUAACAAGAUGUGCGAUUUGCAACGCAGCUCCUGUGCCAGAUGUGCUACUCUCUUCGACAGACUUUCCAGCCGAACUGCUUGUUACCGGAAAGCCAUCUCUCAUCCAGGCUCGUGUCUGUCGGUCAAAGAAGGAUGUCAAAGGUGAAGUUGCUGCAAAUGAACUGAGUGAGCUUCUGCCCUUCAUGGAAUAUGAACUGCACUAUCGGUUGUUGCAGCAAUUGAGACUUCGGGGAAUGAAUGCUAUCUUUGGGUUGCGUUUCCGCAUCACAAUCGGUGAAUAUUUCAUCGCGACAAUUGCUACCGGGACCGGGGUCUUCGCCUCUUCUCUACCAAGUCCUCCAUUACCUAAAGUCCCACAUGUCCGAACGCCUACUUCCUCAGUUAACGACCGAUUAUUUCGUGUACGACUGCAGAAACAACUGAAAGACUAUAUUCACAAAAGUCAUUGUCUUUUUGGGCUUGGCGGACAGGACGAUCAAAGGAAGGAAACUACGGUAUUCCAGGAUCCAUGCGAUCGGCGUGAACUCCGUUGCGAGGAACAACUCAUUUCAUUGGAUUCUUCAAUGCAAAAGCAAACGUUAUAUGAGUUCGUUGAUGCCGAGCACACAGUAAACGGAUCUGAAUGUCCUGAAGAGCAAGAUCCUGGUACUGUGUACUUGGAAACUAGGGAGCCUGAAGCCGAGGACCUGGCAACAUUUCUCAGGGAUCCCCUACAACCGUCGGGUCUACUUCUGACAACCACGGAUGUGUUGCCCUGUAACAUGAAGCAAACAAGUUUCAACGAAGCUGUGUUUUCCUGGGUACGUGGUUCAGAGGAUGGUAAGGCCGAUAACUUGGCUGCCAAAUUUUGCACUCUCCUCGGUGAUGAUUGGAUUCCAGUGCAGAGUUUCACCCGAAUUCACGAGGAAAAACUAACUUCAUCUGAUUCUUUGAUCGAAAAUAACGGCAUUGUCCCGAUGACCAUCAGGGAUGCGAAUAUUGAUGCCACUACUCCGUUCUCUGAGAACCUUAUCUCGAAACCUGGAUCCUUUUCACAGAGUUCUACCGUAAAUCCUUUGGCCACUAACCUGUCAUCCUCAAGUGCCGGUCCGGCAGCCAGCAAACAAGUAGUCUCAACCAACCUACUCAGUUCUUCAUUUUCCAGUGCGACAAACGUAUGGCCCCCAAAUACCAAUCGCAACAGAUCUGAACAGUCGUUGGGUUCUGCCAAUUUGGGGCGCUCAUUAAGCGACAUACUCAUCGAUUCCAACCAGUUGACAUGGUUUCGUUUCCGCCAUUUAAUGCCAUGUGUCCUGAGUGCGUUGGAUUUCCGUUUGACGAUCACGGAUGAUGAUUUUCUUCAACUAAACCAUCAACAACCGUGCAAACUUUCAAAAAGCAGUGACCAUACCCGAGAACAUCCAUCUCCGCCACCUGAUUGGAACGACCCACUCAACGGUUGUCUAUUGACACCGUUGUCCAGUCUACCCAACACUAUGGUGGAAACAUAUUUGGGUAAUCUGGACUUCUUUUUCAUCCGUGAAACCAACGACCUUCGUGAGGCUGGGGGUAUAUGCGGCUUCCUGCACACUAGUUUGGCAGAAGUUCAAGCUGUGGUUGGUGCUCAUACAACCAGUUUGGGUGGGAACGCUCUGUUGUCCUACCAUCUAAGUGAAGUCCUCGUUUUACGGCCCGCUUCUCGAAAUCAGGCUCAAUGCUUACUCAACGUAUGUGGCGACAUGGCUCGAAUAGCACAGUCAAAAUCAUACAGAGGUGCCGCCAGUUAGCUCUCACAUGCAUUAUGUGGCACAAAUCCCAAGUUUGGAAGUAGUUCCUUAACUGAACUAUGAAUUUCCUUGUAUUUUUGCAUUUGACGAGCUGGUUUAACGGACCAGUUGUCCGUGUUUUAUGAAUUGUGCUGAACUGUUUGUUAGUCGGACACAUUCCGCGUGAUUAUACGUGUUUCUGUUGUUACAAAUAUCUUUUGUACAAAGCUUUCAGCUUUCUUUCUUAAUGGACUUUGGCC
Opisthorchis viverrini is the source of this 3191-nucleotide messenger RNA. RefSeq lists its product as hypothetical. Gene Ontology annotation, cellular component: plasma membrane. Gene Ontology annotation, molecular function: calcium-dependent phospholipid binding; calcium ion binding. The coding region runs from base 28 to 2952 and encodes 974 amino acids. The transcript is spliced from 15 exons. Gene Ontology annotation, biological process: protein localization to plasma membrane; positive regulation of protein targeting to membrane; intracellular protein transmembrane transport. NCBI's taxonomy places the organism in Eukaryota, Metazoa, Platyhelminthes, Trematoda, Opisthorchiida, Opisthorchiidae. The record is from RefSeq and is a predicted model, not a curated record.